Colletotrichum orchidophilum is the source of this 1392-nucleotide messenger RNA. RefSeq names its product aminotransferase. The transcript has 3 exons. Gene Ontology annotation, cellular component: cytosol. The record is from RefSeq and is a predicted model, not a curated record. Gene Ontology annotation, molecular function: pyridoxal phosphate binding; transaminase activity. NCBI's taxonomy places the organism in Eukaryota, Fungi, Ascomycota, Sordariomycetes, Glomerellales, Glomerellaceae. The coding region runs from base 1 to 1392 and encodes 463 amino acids.
AUGGCCAUCCCCAAGGUCGCAUCGACGGAGGAGACGCCAGUCAUGGACCAGUCCAAAACCAGCAUACUGCAUCCCAACAUUCACAGAAAACCGCCGCCAAUCGUAGCCUCUGGGAAAGGCUCAUACUUGACGCUCGAAGAUGGCCGCCGCAUCUUUGAAGCAUGUGCCGGCCCUGCUGUCGCCUGUCUCGGACAUGGUAACCCCGAGGUCACCCAGGCUGUCGUCGAGCAGAUGGAGAGUGUCUCGUAUUGCUUUGCCUUGAACCAGUCGAACCGAGCAGCCGAAGAACUUGCCAAGGCGGUGAUUGAGACGACGAAUGGACAGCUCGCAAAAGGCACAAUCAUGAGCUCUGGCUCGGAGGCUGUCGAGGCAGCAAUGAAACUUGCAGUCAAGUACUUUGCAGAACUUGGCGUACCCACCAAGUCGGGGUUCAUAGCUCGCGCGGGUGCCUUUCAUGGCACCACAUUGGGCUCACUUGCGUUGAGUGGUAAAGUCGCGUUCCGUAGGCCAUUCGAGCCCCUUCUCAAGAGCGACAUGGUAUCCUUUGUCUCGAUGCCUAACAUUUAUCGCGGUAUGAUGGACGGCGAGACUACAGGCGAGUACGUCAAAAGACUUGCGUGUGAGCUUGACACCGAGUUUGAGCUUCGGGGGGCCGAAAAUAUCUGUGCCUUUGUUGCGGAGACUGUCAGCGGCAGUGCCCUGGGAUGUCACACAGCACCCCCGGGAUACUUCCAGGCCAUCAAGGCCGUAUGUGAGAAGCAUUCGGCGUUGCUAAUCCUUGACGAAGUUUUCUGUGGCAUAGGCCGAACAGGAACCUACCACGCCUGGCAACAAGAAGAUGUAGUUCCCGACAUACAGACCGUGGCAAAGGGUGUCGCAGGCGGGUACGCACCGGUUGCGAUGAUGCUCGUUCAUCAGAGAGUGGUCGAUGCUAUCAACGGCGGAUCCGGCCUCUGGAACCAUGGUCACACUUUCAGCUCGCACCCCGUAGCAUGUGCAGCGGGUGUUGCCGUGCAGCGGAUCAUAAAGAGGGAUGGGCUUGUGGAGAACUCUAUGCGCAUGGGAGAGCGUCUGGGGGCGGCUUUACGUAGUGCGCUUGGCGGCCAUCCCAACGUCGGGGACAUUAGAGGCCGGGGGCUGAUGUGGGCGGUCGAAUUCGUCAGGGACAAGAAGACCAAGGAGCCUUUUCCUGCCAAGGAUGCCUUAUCUGCCAGGAUAAGUCAGACGGGUCUCUCUGAGCCUUGGAAUGUUUAUUUCUACCCGGGAGCUGGAACGGCUGAUGGUAUAUCUGGAGAUCACAUCACCAUUGCUCCCGCAUAUACUGUGAGCGAAAAAGAGGUGGAUCUUAUUGUGGCCAAGCUUCAUGGUCUUUUGGCAGAUAUUUUCGGCUAG